Loxodonta africana (African savanna elephant) is the source of this 1414-nucleotide messenger RNA. It is a transcript of the gene LHX3, whose product is annotated as LIM homeobox 3. NCBI's taxonomy places the organism in Eukaryota, Metazoa, Chordata, Mammalia, Proboscidea, Elephantidae. The record is from RefSeq and is a predicted model, not a curated record. Gene Ontology annotation, biological process: neuron differentiation; regulation of transcription by RNA polymerase II. Gene Ontology annotation, molecular function: RNA polymerase II transcription regulatory region sequence-specific DNA binding; DNA-binding transcription factor activity, RNA polymerase II-specific; zinc ion binding. Bases 1 to 1212 code for a protein of 403 amino acids. The transcript is spliced from 6 exons. Gene Ontology annotation, cellular component: nucleus.
AUGGAGGCACGCGGGGAGCUGGGCCCGGCCCGGGAGUCGGCGGGCGGCGACCUGCUGCUGGCGCUGCUGGCUCGAAGGGAGGACCUGCGCCGAGAGAUCCCGCUGUGUGCCGGCUGUGACCAGCACAUCCUAGACCGCUUCAUCCUCAAGGCCCUGGACCGUCACUGGCACAGCAAGUGCCUCAAGUGCAGCGACUGCCACACGCCGCUGGCUGAGCGCUGCUUCAGCCGCGGCGAGAGCGUCUACUGUAGGGAAGACUUCUUCAGGCGCUUCGGGACCAAGUGCGCCGCAUGCCAGCUGGGCAUCCCGCCGACGCAGGUGGUGCGCCGCGCCCAGGAUUUCGUCUACCACCUGCACUGCUUCGCCUGCGUCGUGUGCAAGCGGCAGCUGGCCACGGGCGACGAGUUCUACCUCAUGGAGGACAGCCGGCUCGUGUGCAAGGCGGACUACGAGACAGCCAAGCAACGGGAGGCGGAGGCCACAGCCAAGCGGCCGCGCACGACCAUCACGGCCAAGCAGCUGGAGACGCUGAAGAGCGCCUACAACAACUCGCCCAAACCGGCGCGCCACGUACGCGAGCAGCUCUCGUCCGAGACCGGCCUGGACAUGCGCGUCGUGCAGGUUUGGUUCCAGAACCGCAGGGCCAAGGAAAAGAGGCUGAAGAAGGACGCUGGCCGGCAGCGCUGGGGGCAGUAUUUCCGCAACUUGAAGCGCUCCCGCGGGAGCUCCAAGUCGGACAAGGACAGCGUCCAGGAGGAGGGGCAGGACAGCGACGCAGAGGUCUCCUUCACUGACGAGCCGUCCAUGGCGGAAAUGGGCCCCACUAAUGGCCUCUACGGCAGCCUGGGGGAGCCCGCCUCUGCCCUGGGCCGGCCCUCAGGGGCACCUGGCACCUUCGCCAUGGAGCACGGAGGCCUGGCAGGCCCAGAGCCAUACCGUGAGCUGCGUCCUGGCAGCCCCUUCGGCGUUCCUCCGUCUCCGGCUGCCCUGCAGAGCCUGCCUGGCCCGCAGCCCCUGCUCUCCAGCUUGGUGUACCCAGAUGCUGGCUUGGGCCUUGUGUCCACGGGGGCCCCAGGAGGGCCCCCACCCAUAAGGGUGCUGCCGGGGAAUGGACCCAGCUCCGACUUGUCCACAGGGAGCAGUGGGGGCUACCCUGACUUCCCUGCUAGCCCUGCUUCCUGGCUGGACGAGGUGGACCAUGCUCAGUUCUGACCAAGGCCUCAGCUCCUCCGGGCACCAAGCUGAGGGCCCCUGGCACCGGCUACACGCUCAGCUCCACUCCUGAAGCCUGGACCACAGGCGUGGCCCUCAGGCGGCUAAGGGAGGAUGUCAUGGGCUCUGUAAGCGGAGCUGCCCCACUCCUGGCCCGCAGCCAUGGCAGGCUCCUCCUUGGACUUGGGUGGCCCCCCGGUGG